AUGCCAGCUGCCGGCAUCCAUGAGAAACCCGACGACAACAAAUCCCCGGCCUGUAACACACCCGACAACGUCUUCAAUGAGGGCAGCACGGAGACAAGGGCGCCGGCAGAUGCCGACAAGGGCGAGUUGCACGACCCGGCUCCCGAUGGCGGCUUGAGAGCCUGGCUUGCCCUGCUGGGUUCGUGGUGCAUGCUAUUUUGCACCUUUGGCUUGAUCAAUUCGGCCGUGGCUAAUCACGGAUGGGCAGCCAUUGGCACCUUUCAGGCCUACUACCAAGAGGUCUUGCUCUCUGACUAUGCAGCCAGCACCGUCGCCUGGAUUCCAUCACUACAGAUCUUCUUUGCCUAUCUAACCAAUCCCUUCACCGGACGCAUAUACGAUGUCUACGGCCCUCGAUACUUGGUCCUCGGCGGCACCGUCGUCCAAGUCGUUGGCAUGAUGAUGACCUCCAUCUCCACGCGCUACUACCAGAUCCUCCUCGCCCAGGGCAUCUGCACCUCUCUCGGCAUGUCCGCCGUGUACGUCCCGGCCACGGCCCUCCUCGCCAGCUGGUUCGACAAGAAGCGCGGCUUGGCCUACGGCAUCGCCACCAGCGGCUCCUCCCUCGGCGGCGUCAUCCUGCCCAUCAUGAUCCGGGAGCUCAUCCCGCGCGUCGGCUUCCCCUGGGCCAUGCGCGCCUGCGCCUUCCUCAUCCUCGGCCUGCUCCUCCUCGCCAACGCGAGCGCCUCCACCCGGUUACCCCCCGAUCCCCGCGCCGCCGUCUCCCGGCGCGCCCUCCUCCGGCCCUUCCUCGACACCAAGCUGAUGCUCGUCAACGUCGGCUUCCUGGUGCUCACCCUCGGCGUCUGGGCGCCCAUCAACUACGUCUCCGUCGAGGCCACCGCCGCCCACGGCGUACGUCCGGACCUCGCCCACUACCUCGUCGCCACGAUGAACGCGGGGAGCCUCUUCGGCCGCGUGUUCGCCGGCGGGGUCGCGGACGUUGCGGGCGUGUACAACACCUUUGCGAGCGUGUCCGCGCUGGCCGGCGUGCUUGUGCUGGCGCUGUACAUCCCGGCACGGAGCGCGGCUGCCGUCUUUGCCUUUUCGGUGCUGUUCGGGUUCACGUCCGGGGCGUACAUUGCGCUGGUGGCGCCGCUGGUGGUCAAGAUCUCGCCCAUGGCCGAGUCGGGCUACCGCAUCGGGCUGCUCUUCUGCCUCUCGUCGUUCAGCGCCCUCGUGACGAACCCGAUCGGCGGCGCCAUCGUGGAGAGGUGGCAGGGGGACUACACGGGCAUGAAGAUUUACUCGGGCACUCUGAUGAUAGUGGGCGCGGGCAUUGUUUUUGUCUCAAGAUUAAUUGCGACUGAAUGGAAGCUGAACGUCGUCUUCUAG
Cordyceps fumosorosea ARSEF 2679 is the source of this 1374-nucleotide messenger RNA. Its product is annotated as Major facilitator superfamily domain, general substrate transporter. NCBI's taxonomy places the organism in Eukaryota, Fungi, Ascomycota, Sordariomycetes, Hypocreales, Cordycipitaceae. The record is from RefSeq and is a predicted model, not a curated record. The transcript is spliced from 4 exons. The coding region runs from base 1 to 1374 and encodes 457 amino acids. Gene Ontology annotation, cellular component: fungal-type vacuole membrane. Gene Ontology annotation, biological process: transmembrane transport. Gene Ontology annotation, molecular function: transmembrane transporter activity.